This is a messenger RNA of Pieris macdunnoughi, 6810 nucleotides long. Lineage: Eukaryota; Metazoa; Arthropoda; Insecta; Lepidoptera; Pieridae. The record is from the annotation of a GenBank genome assembly.
AUGAGAAAUGAAAAACAAGACUUAUUCAGGCAAGCCAGUCCAAGAGAUUUGGAGAAGUUAGCUUUUCUGGAAAGACAGGAGCGUCCGUAUUAUAUGUGGUGGUCACAAGAUUGUCUCGCGCGCACAUUUUUUCACCUCCCAAAUAAAACUCUGUGGAACUGCUUCGUUUGCGCCACAACGCUGACUGCUGUUGUACUUAUUGCUAUCACCAGGGAGUAUGAAAUUAAUAUCCAAGCAUUUUUCAAUGCGGUGUAUAUUAUUCACGUGGCUGCAUUGAUGUGCCAGGUGGUUAGACGGCUGCAGUAUUCCUACAUUGAUUAUUGUACAGCGGCUGGCUUCUUAAUAGACUUAUCUACGUUUUCUCACUACAUAAUAGAAGUAAAGGACCACGACUUACUAGAGCUAACUUGUUAUUAUGUACGACUUCACAGGCCUAUGCGUUAUCUAUGGUCUUUAAAUAAUGAGAACAUGAAAGGCAGCGUCUUGGGUACCACAUUGAAAUAUUGCUACAUUUUUAUGGUGCUGAGAGUCACCUGGGCGUUAAUUUGGCUUCGAAUGGGCGUGUUCUCUUCGGUGAUAAACCCUGAACACGCACUAAACAGUCGGCUGAUGAAAAAUGACAUUUCUCUUGGACAAAAUCAAGCUACCAAUCCCGGUGAAUUCCUGAUUGUGUUCUAUGUUUUGAAUAAACUGUUCAUACCUAUUGGACCGUCUAUAAUGCCAAGGAAUGAUAUGGAGCGAAUAGCCUGUCUUCUUGUCAUGUUGUCUGGCUCUUUAGUGGUGACAGGAGUGGCUGUGGCAUCCCUGUCCCUUAUUAUUAGUCUCUACAUGGCGCCUGAAGAGACCUUCCGAUCCAGGUUCAAACUCAUUAUGAAAGAAAUGAAAGGGUCGCACAUGCCUCUAAGUCUACGUGAGAAAGUAAAGACCUUUUACAAGAUGUACUGGCACAAGCAGAAGGCUGUGUCGGCCACUCAACUCUUGCCUAUCUUCCCGCCAACACUCUGCGCCACUGUUUACACCGAUAUCUACUUCAGAGCAACACAAAAGAGUUGUAUUUUGCGUGACCUUUCCUACCAGUUCCUUUCAGAGCUCGCGAAGAAAAUGCGUACAAUCCACUAUAUCCCCGGAGACGCAAUCAUUAAACGGAACACAAUCAGAUCAUCUAUCAUAUAUAUCACCUAUGGAGAUGUUGAGAUGCUAACAGCCGAAGAUGAUUCAACAGCGAUUCUUCGGAUGGCUCGUGGUACCAUUUUGUCCCCACAAGCAGGCUGCCCGGCCGCAUGCACGCGUGCGCAUGUAGAAAUAAGGGCUGCUACGUUCUGUAUCGCACAUGUGUUGUAUGCUUCUGAUUUGUGGAAGACAGCAUUGAAAUAUGGACAGAAGGAACUUAUUUUGGCUUCUUUUUAUGAGCACUUGGAAAGGGUUAGGCGGCACUACUGUUGGAAAAUCCCCGAAAAUGCUGCAUAUAAGAGUAGCAUCUUACAUUUCAAACGCAAAUUAAUGAAUUUGAAGGAAGCGAAAAUCGGGGAGACACCUCCACUAGCGAAGACAGAUGUGAUGAUGGAAAUAGCUGGUUCUUAUAUUAUGAGAAAUAGAGCAGAUGCAUCCCUGACGGAGGAAUCCGACGCCAUUUGCCUACGAAUGACGUUCCCGUGUAUUUUACAGCCAUCCUCGUCGCUACAAGUCGUAUGGCAUUCAUUUGUGACAUGCAUAAUACUGGCUGUUUGUCUAACUCAUCCAUACUACCUGGUGUAUAAGAAAGAGGUACCGCUUCAGUUCAGGUUCUAUGACUACAUUGUGAGCAUUAUCUUCACACUCGACCUAAUCAUACACCUCUCCACGGCUGAGAAUGUUGAAGAUGGUGUACCCAUAACCCUUGCCCAAACAGCGUCCCAACAAGCUCGAAGCAAAUGGUUUAUGCUUGAUGUUAUAGCCACGUUGCCAAUAUUCGAAUUUACUACUGAAGGGCAUUUUGCUGGAAUUAAUAAAAUACUCAGAUUACAUAAGGUAUUUCGAAUGCUUAAAGCCAUUGAAGACGAGUGCGUAUAUCACAGUAAUACCCUGAGAUUCCUUUCUUACUCACUACUCCUUCUAAUCGCCUGUUAUCUCCUCGCGGCAUUACAACAAGGAUUUAUGUGUUAUGGCUUUGGUUACUGCUUAGUGACGAAUAUAACUCAUUCUCCAUACUGGACCCCUAAGCCUCUAGAUGACACAGUUGAAAGCCGACUCACUUUCAGCCUCUAUUGGUCGAUAUCUAUGAUUACUUUUACUUCUCACAAACAAGACUUCGGCGCAGCCAACGCUCUAAGUGUGGUGUAUGUAAUGUUUGUCCUGGAACUAUGCAUCGUGCUACACAUAUUUAUCGAAGCUGUCUAUUCUGCUACUAUCAUGGUCACCACAGCUAUGAGGGAAAAUUACGACGCGUGUAUCGAGAACGUCACCAACUUCCUAAACAAAAAUGAAGUGGAACCCAUACUAACGAAAAGAUUCAAGUCUUAUCUUGAGCUUUGCUGGUACACUGAUAAGGCGUAUUCGAUGACUAAUAAAAAGAAGUCAAUAUUUCACGACUUGCCGCCACACGUACACCAAGACAUUGUGACGAGGCAGAGAAGCAAAUAUAUGCUGUGCAUACCAUUUAUGAAGCUACUCCACAAAGAGGAAUUAAAAACUAUAGCAUCGAACGCAACCUUAUUUUGCACUUGUCCAAAUGAGAUACUACUGAACACUGGAGACAUUUCUAAUGAGAUGUAUGUCGUUAAACAAGGGAUAUGUGAAGUAUUGUGUCCAAUAACAAAAACUGUUGUUCGUGAAUUGACCACGAGACAUCAUUUUGGUGUGGUUGUUUGUUUACUGAGAAUCCCUUCAUUUUACACUAUCAGAGCAGUCACGCACGUCCAAGUGUUCUCUAUAUCCAGAAAGUUUCUGAAAAACAUAGACGAAAUACCACAGAUUAAAGAUGCUAUUGAAUUUGCCAAAGAACAACCGGAGUUCGAGUUCCUUCAGAUGCCGUUUCCAUCAUUUGUGACAUAUGUUCCUCCAAAUCCCACACCUAACGUGGAACGAUUUCCAUUACCUCGGAAACAUGAGAAGGACUCUGCAUUUCUACACCCAUUUAAUAGACUUGGUUUCUUAUCUAUAUUAAGGUACAUAUUUCCACGUUACACAAUUCGUCCUGACGGACCGUAUUUGGCUCGCUACGAGUGGUUCCGAGCUGCGUGUGCGUUAACUAGUGCUAUGGUCUUUCCUGGCUGGACAUACUUGAUUCUUCAGUUCGACAACCUUUAUUAUCUCAAAAAUUUUCUAGAUUUUUCUGCUUAUUUGGACAUAUUACAAAGAGUUCUGGUGGGAUACUACAAUGAUAAGGGUCUACUGGUUUAUCAUCCCGCAAGUACAGCAGCUCACUAUUUGAAAGGCACCUUUCUCAUUGAUCUCCUAGCAUGCCUGCCCUUAGAAAACCUGGAAAUUGUGAUUAAGGAGACCUAUGAAGGGAGGUACUUCUUACGUCCUACCUCUCAAUACUUAUCCUUGAACCGGCUCAUACAGCUUUAUCGCACGCCGAGCGCUCUCCUCACACUGAAGGGAUGCGUGCGAAAGGAUAUUAUUAUUGUACUGAAGGCGAUUCCCCCAUUCUUAGCUCUACUAAAUGUACUGACGUGUUUAAUUAUUUUUAAUUCUGUGAAAGUCGUAUUUGAUAAUGAGGACUACCACCUUGUACCAUUUGUCGAUGAAGGUGGAUCAUGGAUAAAUUUAUACAGGAAUGUUUUUCGUUUCAACAUCACUGAAAAUUCCUGGAACCUACAUCUGGCGACGUAUUUCUGGGUGGUUUACGAGACAACCACUACGGGAUAUAAUACAUUUAGCCCUAGUAACUUUAUAGUCAUGAGGAUUUUGAUUACUGGAAUGAUUAUUGGAGCAAUGAUAACUACUUACUUCUCCGUUCGCGUCAUCAGCACUCGUGCUAAUGUCAAUAAGGCACUGGCUUCUUUCCAACAGCAUAUGCAGGAUAUUGAGAGGUUCAUGAUGAAGGAAAAUUUGGAGCCUGCGCUAAAAAGACAAGUUUUAGAGUAUUAUAAACUAAACUGGGAUAACAUGGGUGGCAUGGACUAUCGAAAAGUAUUAAAACUAUGCGACCACAUCACACUACGUACUGAUGCCAUUGUCUUCAUCUAUGGACCUACAUUUUCAAAGUGUCCAAUUGUAAAGAAAACCGACAUAGCGUUAUUAAGGAUUAUAGGGCGGGCUGUACAUACGCUCCACUUCCUAAAGGACACGUGCAUCAUAUCGCAGGAUGACGUCACAUCCGAUUUAUAUAUUGUUGAUCAAGGAAUCGUGGAACUGAGAUAUUAUGACAAUGAUGGCAUCAUUGAAAGGGUUAAGUUAGGGAAAGGAAGUCUAUUUGGUAACUUACGAUGUCUUGUGACAAUGCGUAGUACGGUAGAAGUGGUAUGUGUGACCCAAGUACAUCUUUUGUAUAUGAAUACCGUUAAGUUUUACAAAAUCAUCGCUGAAUUUCCCCAUAUUCUUGAUUUAUUGGAAGAAUACCUAGGCCGUAAUGAGAACUAUGUAAUGGGAACUGAGGAAGUUAUAGAAUUUAAUACAAAGGAAGUGAAUACUUCUUCAAUAUGGACAAUUUUCCAAAAGUUUAUCACUGUAACCCAACAUCAAAUCCCAAUCGUACAAAUUUACCUGAUUUUCAUUUCUCUUGGAUGUAUCUAUGCUGAUGUGUAUAACGCUGGUUUUCAAGAUAAUCGUACAAGUUUAGUAGUCGCAUUGUAUUUAAUGGAUUUGGGAUUUUUAUGGAAGUUUUUAAUUUAUAUUCUCAUGCCGUAUUCUGGGAACGAGAUGGUGGCCUCAAUUUGGAAGGAAAGACGCAAAUAUUUAAAAUGUGAAUUCAAGAUGGAUUUGAUAUCAGUUAUACCGUUCGAAGCUCUUUCAUUAUUCAGUGUAACUAACAGAUGGUUGGUGUUUUCAAGUUUCCGCCUAAAUCGACUGUUUCGAAUCGUAACCGUAUACAAAUGCCUUCAAAAGCGUCAUGAGAGUAUUUCAGUAAACCUGAUAUUCACGACGGCUGUGUCCGUGUUAAUUUGGAUGACGUUUUUCAUCCAUGUAUCCACUUGUAUCUGGUAUUUUAUUGGCGUUAUGGAAGAGGAUAUUUCACCUAAGUCCUCUUGGUUCUAUGAUGCUAAAGGUCGUCCUCUCUGUCAGAGUAAAUAUAUUUGUUCUUUGUACUUCGUCUUAACCACCUUUACACAAAAUGGAGUCGGUGAUAUUUUACCAAAGAAACAAUCUGAGGUUAUAUUUGUUUCAAUACUUCAGCUAGUAUCUACAAUGGUAUAUAUGAUAUAUGUCGGUGAAUUCUCAAAUAUUAUACAGUAUUAUUCCUUUCGGUCUUUUGGAUAUUAUUGCAAGUUUAUAGAACUGCAGGAAUUCCUCAAAAAUAACCGUGUCUCCCAAAACUUAGUAAAACUGGUUCACAAAUACUCGCUGCACCUUUGGUCGGAAUCCCGCGGUGUUCAGUUACCCGAAUUUUUAAUUAAUGCGCCGAACUGUCUCAAACUUGAGGUCAUGUCUGCGGCGUACUUGUACCAUUUACAUGCUCAUCCUAUAUUUAGGAACUGCGAGCCAGUUUUCCUACGACAAUUAGUUGGUUGCUUUAAACUCUUUACUUAUAGCAAAGGGCUAUAUGUUGUAAAAGAGAACGAGAGAACAGACAGCCUUUACUUCGUUCAUUCAGGACGCGUUCUAGAAACUACCGAACAGAAUUGCAUCACUCGACUAUAUUUUGCUGGAGAGGAAUUUGGAACGCUUCAUGGUCUUGUUCACAAUUUACCCUAUACACACUCUUAUGUAACAGUAAUGAAUUCGCAAGUAUUAUCACUGUGUCUAAACGACUGGGAACAUUUAUUACAGCAUUUUCCUGACAGUAAAGAAGUUAUUGAAAAAUCAUUGACGAGAGAUGACAAUUUACCUGACGAUAAAAUAGAAAAAGGAAAAAAAGAACGAAGGGUUACAAUAUUCCACGAUUUUAAACAUUCAUCUAAAGAAAAGAUAAAUUCAGGGAAAUUAAAACCCCUUUCCGAUAAAACAAGCGAAGAGGCAACAGAAUCGCAAGGUCAAUCUAGUGAUGAUACAAGCAGGUGGCCUGUUGAUAAUCGGCAAUCUCUAGCAGAACAAAAUCUCAAUACCUAUGAGCCGCCUAAAGAGGUUCCCUUUGCUAUAAAAUCUUCUGAAGAUGUCUCAACUGUUGAUCGAAGGGAAAUAGAAUCAACGAAUAAACUUACUGACCAAGAUGUAUUAAAUGAAGAAGAAGAAGCUACAGAAGCGCUUUUAGCUCGGAUGGAAGCAGUUAAUGAUUCUACUCAAGAAAAUAUAGAUUCCCUACCUUCAGUAGGAGACAAAACUUUAAACCGAGAGGGUUCGAAUGCUAAUUUGGAUGUUAAGCAAAUGAAAAGCGUUGACGAAUAUAUUUUGGGACGAUAUGGUGAAUAUGCAUCAGUAACAGACUCAGGUGAAAAUGUACAGGAAGUAACCGACGACACAUUUGAUGCUCCGACGUCUACAUCACGUCUUAAGCAAAGUAUACAUGUAAAGUAUAAUGAGAUGAGUCAAAGAAAAAGUUCAUCGAUAGAAUUGCAUGAAUUAAAGCCAAUGCGAGAUUUGACCACAGAUGAAAGGAAUUUCAAGUCCCUUGAUAGUGAUACAGAUCCAAAUACGACUAACGAAGAUGAUAAUAAGAGUAUAAUAACUCGAUUAUCAGCGGAGAGCGACAGCGAUUCAUCUAUCAAUAAGAAAAGAACCAGCUCCAAAUAA